AUAACAAAAAAAGUAAUAACCUGUAGGCUGUACAUUGUACAAUGGUCAAUGUAUACACCUACAGGAUUAAUUAUAGCACAAUAUUUAAGUGUAUAAUAAAUCUAUGAACAAUACUUUUAGAGCUGGUAAAUCCUACAUGCUAAAAGUAGGUACGAGCAAAUGUAAUAAUAUUAUAAUCGGGGUUUUCACGAUUUCUAGUCAAUCGAAUAAAUAAGAUUGUUGAACGUUUUCUAACUCGAAGUUAUGAAAUUUUCAAGCCUAAGCAGGUGAUCUUAUACAAUACAAAAUGUGGAAUGGAAUAACAAUUGGUUACAGCUCAGCUGACGAAACCAUAAAUUUCGGCACUCGAGCUGUAGCUAUAGGAGAUAGUCGGAUUUUCGAAACUACUACUUUAGCUACCAUUAAAAAAUCCUGCGAUACAAUAUGUUCUUCGAGAGACGACCUGAAGAUCAACUCUAUGUGCACAGCCGAUAUGCUCUACAUUUCUGCUGGUCAGUCCUUUGCUGCAUUCAACACGGGUGUCACAGAGAUUAUCCAGACUUUUGGAUUUCCUAAUAAAAUAAUAGAUGCUAAAAUAUCAUCCGACGGAUUUUAUUUGGUGGUUUUACUACUCGACUGGACAAUAUACUGUUGCUCAUUCGUUAAUCCUAAAAUUAUUUUUAUAAAGAGAGUAUCAAAUAAUCCUCGAUGUUUACCAUCUGAAGAAGAAAUCCCAGUGGGAUUAUUUUUCAUUCACAGUGACAACAAGUUUCAUAUUAGGGUCAUUACAUCCUCUGGUUUUAUAAACGAGUUUAAAUGUGAAGAUGUACAAGAGCUGACUGAACAUUCUAACCAAGACUUUGAUUUGAAAAAUACUGGAAAUCUAAUAACAUUGAAGACAUACGAUAUUCAUGAAAAUGUAAAAGCUGUAUGUGAAAUGAAUAACGGUAUAUUAAUAGCAGGCGACAGCAUUUGUCUCUACGAAGGUGAAAAUAUGCGUUCUAAAGAAUUUUUGUUCCCAGAUAACUAUAAAAUAAAAAAAUUUGUUUUCACUCAAGAUAAGGGUUUCAUUAUCUGUUUGACUGAGCUGAAAACUAUAAUGUUAAUAUGUGGAUUUACAUUUAUACCGAUUAAAGAAUGGGAUGAAGUGUCCAUCGCAGACUUUACUAUAAUGCAAGAAAUGGAAAUUACAAGCCUUCUUUUGUUGACUGACGAAAAACAGCCAAAUUUACUUUUAGUAACGAUGCCAGAUUUUAAAACUACAUUUAAGCUUCCGACGUCACCACUAACUUACCUAGUCGAUUGUCCUGGAACAUCUGAUGGGGUACUUUAUUUGGAAGCACACGGCGAUGACGACAUCAAUACUUUACACGUAAAAAUAAUAUCUGAAGGUCAACCCGACUUGAGGCUAGCGCGAAUGCUGAGACGAGGAAAAUACGACGAAGCACGGAAUUUUGCUGCUGCAUUUAAUCUUGAUCCGGAAAUGGUUUACAAAGAACAAGUUAAAGGACUCAUGAGCAAGUUGGACGUUUGGCACCCCGAAAAAGAAGGCAUGCAUGAAGUUUUCAACGAAAUGAUUGAAUACUUAAACAAAAUAAAAGAUCAUUUAUUUGUGGGAUAUUGUGCUCUAAAUACGAUUGUACCUAAUUUCGCUCUUUGUAGAAAACUAUUGAGGUAUGCUCUCUCGAGAAUGAAGUCAUUAUUUCAAGAAUAUAGCAAUGGAAAAUCACUUGUCGUACUAGACCAAUUGCAGUUGACACUGCACAAGUUAGAUACGUUUUGUCUGUUAUACAAUGUAUCCGACGGUUCAGCUAUAUGCUCUAUCGAGGACACAGAAUUAUGGCUUCAAUUUUCCAAACAGGACGUCGAUAGUAUUUUCUUAAACCUCAUACAAAAAAAUCAGUUGGGUGACGCCUUAACUGUCUGGAGUCGUCAUAUGAUUGAAAUAAAAAAGGGCAUUAAUGAAGAUUCAAUUGAUGAAUAUUUUUCGAUUUUACCAUUGUCGGUGAAUAUUUCAGAGCUCAAGCUGUGGAUAUUAAAUUUUACCUCAACAACCCUUACCAUGUUCUAUGACGAAACUAUCACUGCAAUGGUUUCAUACAUUGAGAGUAAAGUGAGAUGGAACGAGUUGUACUUGCAUUUGGAUUGGAUCGAUCCAAGUAUAGAAAUUUGCCGUUACUUUUUGACUAUUAUUAAUCAAGUUGUGGCGUCGCCACUUUGUUUGAAUAUUUCAAGACCGCCAGAAUCUCAAGAAAUACUAAUUUUGCUAAUUAAAUACUUAGCCGAACUAAAAGAAUUGAAGGAUAAUUUUGGUAUAAAAAUUGCCUUGGACGAUUACGAACUAGCGCACGAAGAUAAUAAUUAUUCCGAACUUUCAUUUAUGAUUUUGGAUCAGAUUCAGUUGAAUAAAUUCUCUGACUUCAUCGCAUCAUUCUGGUCAGAUUUUACACUUCAAAGAUUUUUAAAUUCUGAUGAAAUAUUAUCCGCAUAUAUCAAGAAUAUUGUAAGUCAAGUGGAUUGCUGGUGGUCGUGGGAAGAGAAAGCAAUUUUACUUCUUGAUUUCAUAUCAAAUAAGGAGGUUAAAACCAAUUGCGUUUUAAGUAUUUUGAAAGCUGCCAGUAUUCCGUGGUCAGAUCUUAUAAUAAAACUCUGUGAUGAAACGUUACAAACCGACGUGAAUUCUGAGACCAUCAAAGAUAUAGAAGAAGUGAAGAGUUCACUCACCAGCAAAUUAAUAUUAAAGAGUUAUAAUAUGGUGUUUACAAAUAUUACUCCUUACAUAAUAAUUAUUGCUGUUCAGAAUAUCUGUGUUCAAAAUCGUGCUACUGUAUUUGAUGACUUGGUGAAGCUCAUUAGUACACAGUCUGAAAGCGUACAAAUAGAGGCAUAUGAGAUUUACGUUAAAUUUCUAAUAGAAUCCGGCUUUACGGAUAAAGCGAUUGAAUCGAUUACUAAUCCUCAAGUAAUACCCAGUUCGAUUGUACAGAGGAUAUGCACUUCGAUAUGGAUCACGUACGAUAGUUUGAGACAUAUGCCUCUAUUUGCAGAAGAAGUGUCCAAGUAUUUUGAAGUCUUAAAGUUUUUAGCCAAAAGCCCUAGCGUGGAUAUACGUCCUGAAUGUCGACACAACGCCAACAUAUUGAUUAAUAUUCAUCAUAUAAAAAAUGAAUUCAAUAUUGAAUGUCGCUUAUCUGAGUUCAACAAUGACGAAAAACUUUUAAAGAAAUGUGUCACUUUGUUUCUGCAAGAUGAAUGCUGCAGUAGUAUGAACAGUUCUGUCAUCCAAGCAAAACUAUCCAGAUUGUCUUAUUUGUUGUUGGAGACUUUUGAACGUGUUGUUAUACAGUUUGUGAAAGAAUCAAUAUUACAGAACAACGUCGAGUUUGUGUGUUUGUUUGGCCAGUUCAUUCUCACGUUUGAGGAUGUCAGUAGUGAACUUGCCGACCACUUACUGACUUUAGGAGAGUUAUUAGUGUCGAAAUACGAUCCCGUUUCCCAGGCGGCUUUUAAAAUACCGUUAUGGACUCUGAUUAGGAAGAUCACUCAAUUUGUCACUGUCAACUGUCAAUCGAGUCUUCUAAUGAGAGCCGUAGAACUGAGACAGUGGGCCGAGCCGUUCUAUUUAACUUGCGGAGAUGUGAUGAGUAGUGACAAUAUAGAUCUUGGAUUAGCGUAUUCUUGGAGGAACGCCAUUAUAGACAAGAAUUCUAUUCACACAGAACUUUUCGAACAGUUUGAACUCUACAGUUCUUUUUUGCAUUCAUUAAGUCCAGAUUCUCCAAUGCUUUGUUACAAAAAACCAGACGUAAUGAGUUCAUUUGAUAGUUCACCAUCGCCCAACACUGUUAUGUCUUCAUUAGAAUAUUUUCAAGGACAAAAUCUGAUAGGUCUUCACAUAACCGUUACACAAAUAAUGUGCUUGUAUCGAGCUAUUCUGCAAAAUCAACAGAUAUUGGAACCAGAGUUGACUACAAAAGGAAAUAACCUUAUAAAAAGUAACGUGAGACAGAUUUUGAAAAGCGUUACCUACUCGAGAAAUCUAGAUAUGGAUUUAGGAUUGGGCCUUUUGAACACUCUCAAACCACAAGACGCCAUCAGUUGGCUUGAAGACGCACUAAACAAUGUUGGAAUGAAUUAUCAGAAAUUAACAAAUGUAACUGAUCUUGGAUUGGUUUAUGUACGAUUAAACUACGACGCUUCUAGCGAUCUCUACGAUUCACUUAAAUCCACCAAGAACAAAUGUAUUUGGGGUAAAAAAAUAAUGAAAUACGGUUUUGCAUUUAAAGACGCUUUCUAUAAUUCUGAACUGGAUCAACGAAAUUUAUUGUUGAAAAUGAUACGAGCUCCGACUAUGACGUUAAAUGUCUUGGUCGAUUAUUGUAGUGAUACAAACUUUGAUUUGCAACAAUCUGCCAAAUUGUUUUUAGAGAAUUCUUUACUUCAAUGGGAAUCGUACGUACCGGACGAACAAGAAGAAAAAACAUUUGAUUGGAUUGCUAAAAUAAUUGAAGACAAAGAUAAUUUGUUGAAAAAAUGUGAAGAUAUUUUCAGUGUUUUUAUUGACAAAACGGACAUAAUAGAUUUCCUCUGGAACCACGUUUGGGACCAAGUUAAUAUUUACCAUUAUGAAGUGUUCUUAGUAAUAAUGGGACUGAUAGAAAAAUACGAUGUAGAUUCCGUAACGACAUACAAAGUGCAAAAAGAAAUCCUGUUGUUUCUCAUACAGUACAAGAGAGUGAGCGUACCCGAGGAACAUGAACAAGAAAUAUGGUCGGCCAUGUUUCAAGACACACAGACGUUGCCACCAGUUUCCAAGUAUCGAUUACCAUAUGUGCCACUCGCAAAUAAAAAGAAAAAGUUUGGCCAGCAUCGUGAAAUACACGUAUGGAAAAUAAUAAAGCCAGAACUAACGUUUGUAACAUAUGAAAAAUGGUUUUCCAUAAUUGAAGCCAUCGGAAUGGAGAAGGACACAUUGUGUAUCCUCACAGUAAAGCAUAUGGUUAACGAAGUAGCCGCGAGAGAGAAAAAUGUUGAAUGGUAUUUGCACAUGCGUUUAGAAUCGCUGUUGACGGACAUUCAAAAAGUUCUAAGCCAUGUGAAGAAUUUGGAAGUAGUAGCCGCUUCGCUUUAUUUUGUGGUCAACAAUUUACCCUUAGGUGCCGAUCAAUUGGAAGCGGCUAAAAUAUGCUACGCUCAAGCCCACGAAUGGCUUAAAAAAGAAAAUUCAGAAAACGCCAAAUCUGGUGUUGCAAAAGUUGUUACAAAGUAUUUAUCAAUUACGACUAAGCACGUAUUACACAAAUUUGGUUUUGGUAUACCGAAGUAUCUCCAACUGGCAUUGCAACCCGAUGAACUAAUAAGAGAGCUGUACAACGAUCCAAUUAUUUUAAAAAGACAUACUGGCGAAAUUAAGUCAUUUCCUAAUAUCAAUGGCGCUGUAGAUGCCAUCGUUGAAGUUCACGGAAAGGGAGGAUUAGCAAUUAAAGUGGACCUACUGAAGGAAUGGUUACAACCUUCAUCUUUAGAAUCGAUGGAUACUCCUACAAAAAAUUUGUCUAUGGCUAUGGGAAACUCGUUUUAUGCAAUCCAAGAGAACGUUACUAUAAGCGAAGGAGUAUUAAGAGCUUGUUAUCUGUUGGAAAAUGAUACAUCGGCAUAUAAUUUACACAACUUCCUUAUAUGUCAAGCAUACAAUGAAGAUGAAAGCGACUCGAUGUGUCCAUCCAGUGUACGAUUGAGAGCUUUGCAAUGUUUGUGCUUGGCAACUACCAAUAAUAUUGAAGAGAUAACGUGCCGAACUAGAGAAAUGAUGAAGAAUAAUUUAGUCGAACUGUCGAUAAUUACCGAACUAGAAACUCAGGGAAUCAACUUUUCCCCAGUGCGAUAUCGUGGCUGUGAUAAAUCCAAAUUAGUUCAGUCGUUACUCACCCGCAAAACGGCAAGUGCUACGAAAUUAGCGUCACAUUUAUGUGUACUUUAUUCGGACGUCAUGAACGCCAGUAUCUGGGAUACGUUGCUCACGAGACUGACUCAUUUCACGAUAAUUAGCGAAUUAGAAAAAGUCCUUAUACAUUUAAUGGACAAAUGGCAUCAACUAUCAUUCGAAAUAGUAGAGAAAGCGUGGAAUACACUUCUGAAGUCGUCCUUCAACAAUGCCAAGGAUUCGUACGAAGUCACGCGUUGUGUGAAAUUGGUUUUCAGUUGUCCAGUCAUUAAUAGUAUCGAAUUAGAACAAAUUAUUGAACAUUGUGAACGAAUGCAACUUACAAAGUUUGUGCAGAAGCUGAAAUGUUUGUGUUAAUCCUAACCCCCCCCCCCAUUACC
This is a messenger RNA of Adelges cooleyi (spruce gall adelgid), 6303 nucleotides long. RefSeq lists its product as uncharacterized. Gene Ontology annotation, biological process: mitotic spindle assembly checkpoint signaling; mitotic sister chromatid segregation; protein localization to kinetochore involved in kinetochore assembly. Gene Ontology annotation, cellular component: cytoplasm; RZZ complex; kinetochore microtubule. Bases 287 to 6280 code for a protein of 1997 amino acids. NCBI's taxonomy places the organism in Eukaryota, Metazoa, Arthropoda, Insecta, Hemiptera, Adelgidae. The transcript is spliced from 31 exons. The record is from RefSeq and is a predicted model, not a curated record. Gene Ontology annotation, molecular function: small GTPase binding.